This is a messenger RNA of Acaulospora morrowiae, 473 nucleotides long. NCBI's taxonomy places the organism in Eukaryota, Fungi, Glomeromycota, Glomeromycetes, Diversisporales, Acaulosporaceae. The record is from the annotation of a GenBank genome assembly.
AAGUAGUGGCGAGAGAACAAGACAAUAUAGUAACGAAGGAACAGCCCACACCCUGCAAUACGAGACCAGAAACGAUGGACGGAAGGAAUAACUAUCUCACCACGAAAAUUUGUGAUGAAUCCGAUACUAGACCAUACCCCGAUGAUUCAGAUCCCGCUGAAUGGCUAGUACAACAAGGAGAACUGGUCAAAUUAUUGUCAGAAAUACUCCCUACUAGAAAAAACCUUCAUAAAUUGUAUUCUGAACAAUAUCCAGAUCCAUAUUGUUCUAGAUGUAGCCUCCGUAUCAAGGAUAUUCAACAUGUCUUUAAGUACCCAUUAGCAGCAGAAAACAUCAAGCAAAUUAUUUCCAAUAUCAAUAUCAUCUUCUAUCCAGAAGAUGAUCACAAAAUGAUCUCGCAUGCAUGGCAACUAGUAGAGUUGGCAUGCGGCAUUAUAGACAAUAUUUUCUCUACAUCAAAUUAUUCCAAUUGA